AUGUUCUUCUGGCCGAUUCCGGCCACGGCGGCCAAUCUCAUUGAGACUAACCAACUGCGCAGGAGAUUUUGUAGUGCACAAGUGUACGCGCAGACACAACGUGCACUCUCUAUUCCUGUCACUCUCAUAUUCCGGUGGGACGACUGCUCGACACGACCAGAAUCCGGAGAUAAUCCAAAGAACAAAAACUGGAAGUGCCAUCAGCUGUUUCAAUUAGAUAGAAAUUGCAAGGUUGCCGCAUGUCAUAAUGAA
This is a messenger RNA of Brenthis ino (lesser marbled fritillary), 252 nucleotides long. The record is from the annotation of a GenBank genome assembly. Lineage: Eukaryota; Metazoa; Arthropoda; Insecta; Lepidoptera; Nymphalidae.